UCUGCCCACCGAGAGAGAGUGCAGAUCAGCAGGCAGGUGAGUGCGUCUUUCUGCCCACCGAGAGAGAGUGCAGAUCAGCAUGCAGGUGAGUGCGUCUUUCUGCCCACCGAGAGACAGUGCAGAUCAGCAUGCAGAAGAGUGACAGGCUGUGUGUGGCUCUCCUUAUUGGACUGUGCGUGUGGAGGUCUGUCAGCGGGUUUUCUAGUGGCAGCAAUAUACCAGCAUCAGUCUGCACCACCCUGAAGGUCAACCACUUCGGUAGCACACAACAGACCUCAUCUCCACCCUACACUGUUACAGCCAACACGAGUAGCUAUCAGCCAGGAGACACCAUCAGAGUGACCCUCUCAGGAAGCGAGCAGUUUAGAGGCUUCCUGGUGGUGGCACAGACGGUGGAGGGGGGUGAACCUGUGGGAAGCUUCUCUGUCACGGACUCAGUGGAGACCACAAGGCUGCUGUGCGGUGCAGAGGUGUCUGCCCUGACUCAAACAAGAAACUCACUCAAGCCAAGUGUGACUGCGAUCUGGACUGCCCCUGCCUCUGACUCUCUCGGGAACAUUGUCUUCCGAGCCACAUUCAUCAAGAUGUUAACUGUUUUCUGGGAGAGAGUUUCCAGUGAUACAGUCACCAGACUUGGUGGCCAGACAACAUCAGCCCCUACCACUACUACAGCAACAACUGCCCCUGAUGUUACUACAGCAACAACUGCCCCUGAUGUUACUACAGCAACAACUGCCCCUACCACUACUACAGCAACAACUGCCCCUGACACUACUACAGCAACAACUGCCCCUGAUGUUACUACAGCAACAACUGCCCCUGAUGUUACUACAGCAACAACUGCCCCUGAUGUUACUACAGCAACAACUGCCCCUGACACUACUACAGCAACAACUGCCCCUGAUGCUACUACAGCAACAACUGCCCCUGAUGCUACUACAGCAACAACUGCCCCUCCCCCUGCAGCUACAUCUGCUCCUUUUGCAGACAGUGAAAUCUCUGCAGGCACCUGUGGGCGGACAGACAUCUGCAUCCGCUCCCCCCCAGGCUGUGAGCCAGCAGGAACAGCACCCUGUCUCUUUGUGCUGAUCUCCUUCCUAAAUCAAUCCAAAGUUCAGGCUCUACUACAGAUGAGGGGUGAAACUCCUGGAUACAUUGCUGUGGGCACCGAGCCUGUCCAAAACACAAUCAGCACUACGGCAGCCGUUUCUGUUCCAUACCCAAACGGAACCUUUGCGCUGCUCCUCUCUCAGUUUAAUGGAACCGCUCUGACCGGAACCAGCCAGCCAGAGACGGUCAGAAGCGUGGGAUCAGUUUCUAAGGGUGUUCUGCGUUCCUCGUCCUCCAUCAACAGCACCUCCAUUCUGACCAAUAUCACCUCCGGAACCAUCCGGGCACUAACCCCCAGAAACAUGCGCUUCUACAUCGCCACAGGCACCUUUGCGGAAGGAAGGCUGGGCACUCCUAAUGUCACUCGAGGUGUCACUGCUGAACUUCCUGCAGGAACAGGCAGCACUCUGAGCCCGUCUCAGGGAUCGACUCCCUCCGGGGCAGCAGGCGCAGGCUGUGAAGGGCUAAUGCUGGCUGCUAGCCUGUUCUUCAGGAUGCUGUGGUCUCCAGUCUGAAGGAGCUACAGUGAUGGGAUCCCCUCCUGUUUGACUCCAUAUUAAUCCUCCACAUUCAAUAUGUCAUAUACAACCCACCUGCAGGAACAACACCAUUACCUAACAAAUGAGAGUUCAAUAACUGUAGGUCCUGUAUUCACACCUAUUCUCCUCAAACUAAUCCAAUCCAUAAAACAGGUGUUAAAAUCACCCACUAACCUCUCCUACCCACUGCACCAGCUGCUUGCGAAUGGCACCUCCUCCUCUCCCCCCACCUUCUGCUGCUCUCCUCCUCCCUGCGGGUCUUUAUGGGGCUUCUGCCUGCUCUGACCCUUCUGCAGCAGGGGCUGUGUCCCUUCUCACACUGACACAAGAGGUUAGGGUUUCCGCAGACCCCUGCCCAGGGGCAGAGGUAGUAGUCAGUAAUGUUUUAUAAGACAGGCAGUAGUAGGAACUUACUAACACAUCCCAGUCCAGGCCCUGGUCCUCUCACGCCUGGACCACUGUAACUCCCUCUUUGCCUGUCUUCUUGCCUGUGCCAUCAAACCCUUGCGACUAAUCCAGAAUGCAGCCGCACGACUUGUCUACAUUCUCCCUAAAUGUGGUAAAGUUACCUUCCUGACCUCACUUCAUUGGCUUCCUGUUAUUCCUCACAUCAAGUUCAAAACCUUAGCGCUGGUAUACAGGACAGUGAUUGGGACAGCCCCCUUAUACAAACCAUCCCUGUCUGUACUGGUGUCUCAGUGGUGGAAUGGAUUCCCCAUGGGGGUCAGGACAGCGGAAU
Messenger RNA from Megalops cyprinoides (Indo-Pacific tarpon), 2388 nucleotides. Its product is annotated as serine-rich adhesin for platelets-like. Gene Ontology annotation, molecular function: oxidoreductase activity, acting on metal ions. The transcript has 11 exons. Lineage: Eukaryota; Metazoa; Chordata; Actinopteri; Elopiformes; Megalopidae. The coding region runs from base 129 to 1625 and encodes 498 amino acids. The record is from RefSeq and is a predicted model, not a curated record.